This is a messenger RNA of Trachemys scripta elegans, 4312 nucleotides long. RefSeq names its product steroid 5 alpha-reductase 3 (gene SRD5A3). Lineage: Eukaryota; Metazoa; Chordata; Testudines; Emydidae. The annotation marks the transcript as partial. The transcript has 4 exons. Gene Ontology annotation, cellular component: endoplasmic reticulum. Gene Ontology annotation, biological process: polyprenol catabolic process; dolichol-linked oligosaccharide biosynthetic process. The record is from RefSeq and is a predicted model, not a curated record. Gene Ontology annotation, molecular function: 3-oxo-5-alpha-steroid 4-dehydrogenase activity.
AUCCAGAAAGUUAAUACUGAUGCUUCUUUCUUCCACAGGUGGUUUUCUCACUUUUAUAUUCUUUCUGUGGUCUGGAAUGGCUUCCUGCUCCUAUUGCUUAUUCAAGCUUUAUUCCUAGCAAGACCUUUCCCGAUAUGGCUUCAGGAUUUGCUCAGUGCUCUUGGUGGAGCUUCGCAGAACCAGGAUGUGGGUGACAAACACCUGUCAGCCCUCUUGGUUCUCAUGCUCCUGUGGCUACACAGCUUUCGAAGGCUCAUAGAGUGCCUCUGCAUCAGUGUCUUCUCCAGUGGUGUCAUUCACAUCGUACAGUACUGCUUUGCACUUGGGUACUAUAUUGUUAUUGGCUUAACAGUGCUGUGUCAAGUGCCAGCUAAUGUCAGCAAUGGAAAAGACCUCUUUAUGCAAAUCUGCUGGUACCACAUCCUAGGAAUUAUGAUGUACAUUUGGGCCUCUGUUCACCAACAUAGAUGCCAUGUGAUUCUAGCUAAUCUUAGAAAAAGUAAAUCAGGAAAGGUAGUAAACUUGAGCCACAGCAUUCCUUUUGGAGACUGGUUUGAGAGAGUAUCUUGCCCACAUUAUUUUGCUGAACUCCUAAUAUAUGUAUCCUUGGCCAUCACAUUUGGAUUUCAAAACUUAACAUGGUGGCUUGUAGUGAUGUUUGUGUUGUUUAACCAGGCAUUGGCUGCAGUUCUGUGCCAGGAGUUCUAUGUGAACAAAUUCAGCUGCUACCCAACACAUCGAAAAGCAUUUAUACCAUUUCUUUUUUAGAACCUUUAUUUUUGUUAAAUAUAUCUUUAAUGUAACCUGUGAAAUGCUGUUUAAAAGGUAAUGGAAGACUGAGGUUCUCAGGAGUAUGGUGUAAUGCAACUGCUACAGAAGGUGUGGUGAAACAAUACUGAUUGUCUGAUUCCAGCUCAAAGCUACACAGGAUUUUAAUGAAAAAAAAGUUUCAUUUUGAUUUAAUGAUAAAGGAUCUGUGACAGAUUUUCGGUUACCAAUUUGCCUGAGGCAUCCGGUGAUCAGGCUGAGGCCACAGGAUCUUUAGGGAGGAGAUGACGAAACACACCAAGUGUCUAAAUUUUAAAGCUUUAUUAAUAAAAUAACAGCAGAGAGUGAUGUGUGCUCCCCACGUCACUCAGAGGAAGGAAGAACGCGUUAGUGCCACAAGCCCUAACCCACUUUCAUACUCACACAUGCUCUACCCAAGGCUGACCAAGCCUGGGUGUAACGUAAGAAGAAGCGGGGGCAGGAGAGGAUGGAUGGGAAUUCUGUCCUGUGCGCACAGGUUGUCCAGGGUCCGCUGCGAUCUCUGAAUUACUCCAGCUCUCAGGAGGGUUUUUAAGUCCAGGGUUCCUUUGGGGGUGUUUCGUUCUGUGACUUCUGUUCCUGGUGUUCUUUGUACCAGUCCAAACCGGCUUUCUGUGGUCUCAACUUUCCCAAAACACACCAGCUCCAGGGACGCACAUCUCUGCUUCCCGCCUCUCUCCUCCCCUGCCCCCCCACUGUCUCGCCUGUGUUUUCCAUCUCUGCAGCCCUAGUUCAAUGUACUUUUUCUUUUCUCAUGGCUGUCUGUGGCUGAGUGAGAGAUAAACGCAGCUGCAGAUUUCUUCUCUAGUGCCAUGACCUUGGACUGGGACCAGUGUAGCGUCUUACUGUUGGACUGAGCUAGCUAGCUACAGUGUUGAGUUAACCCGUUCUCUGCUCUCUUCCUCCUUUCCCUUUGGCCUUUUGCACCUGCAACAUUCCACACUCUUACCUUUGACUCUUCCCAAAAUGCCCUGUGAUGCUUGCAACAGCUUUAGUAAUAUACAAUGAUGACCUGCCUCCCACAGGGGGACCCCUUGAGGGAGGGGGCCAUUGGGGUGUGACAUAUCUACAGUAUGUACAAUCUGAACUGUACGUGGUAUUAAAGACCUCAGUUAAAAUUCAAGAACUGCUGAUGUUUAACAUUUGUAUUUUUGACAUUCAUGUUUAAUAUUUAAACCACUUUCAUUGCUGUUAUGUAGCAAGCCAAAAUGUGUGCCUGUAUUUUAUAUGUGUAACACACAUGUAUGUAGGGAAGGGAAGUUGCUCAAAGUGAGGAGAAACCACUGUAUUUCAUGUUUUAACUAAUAUUUUAAAAGAAAACUAUACUCAUCCCCCACACACCGUGGCCAUUAAAUCUAUUAAAAGAAGCUAACUGUUAAGGAAUAUGGUGCAUUGCCUCUAAAUAUUUUCCUAUGGAUAAUUUUGAAAGUAGUUGGUAUUCUUAGAGGAGAGUGAGUAUGGGAUUAAUGGGGAGAGGAAACCAGGAUAUUUCGAAUAUAAGGAUAAGGGACCCCCACUUAUGACUGUUUCAUUUUUUGCUAAUAUAUAUACAUCUGUUUCAAUUCACACCUUUCAGAAAUACCAAAUACAAUAAAAGGUUGAGAAAUCUCUUUGAUGGGAAGGAUGGGUAUUACACUGACUGAUGCUCAUUCUCAAUAGCAGAAAUAAAUCUACUUUUUAGGCAAUAGAAGUCAGUGGCUGUGUUUGACCAGCUUGUUGGAACAGGAAUGUCUCCAUGCUGAUUCUUUGUAUAAGCAGUUUGUACCUCAGGGUCUGAGGAAAGAUUGGGUUACUGGUUUUUUAGAGCAGAACGGCCUUAUGACUGAAACCACAAGGAUGCAGGGGAGAGCAGGCAAACUCUCACCCUUAGACACUUUGGAUUUGCUUGGUAUCUCUUUAAAACAGAAUCCAGUCUCUGAGCUGGUGGUGGCGGCGGAUCCACAAGCAAGCAUACAGGAGAGUGUGUAGAUGUUCAUAGCACAGAGGGGCUGCAGUUGGUGAACACACCUAGCCAGCAAAGGGAUUCCUGUAAGCAGGGAGGUUCAGUUUUCAACCUUCUAGGAAAAAGGUUGGGCGCGGGGAAGGACCCAAUCUGCUGAAGGGAAGAAUGAGUGUACAGCCUUGAAAUUGUUAGCAGAUGAGAAUUUGAAAGCUAGUGUCUGGGUUGAUACAAUCUACCUGGCUGACAAGGGAGGGGGAAGAUUUGCUCCAUAGUUGGUAGCAAUGAGGACACACCUGGCCAGCCGAGGGAUUCAGCGAGACAAGAGGCAUGGUAUGACCAAGAUACUUAUAAACACUGACUUGUAACAAAUUUGGUGUUACUGUUAAGGUUUAACCUUCUAAUGUAUUUGAUUUUGAUGUCAACCCUGGUAAAAAGAUCAAAGUGUAUGACUGAUACAAAGCCUGUAAACAUUUGGGAAUAAUACCUAAAAUCACAUUGUAUGCUAGAGAGCUUUAUGAUAGUGAAAUGUUACAACCGAUACCUGUAAGCAAUUGUGAAACUUGGCAAUGCAGAGAAACCUUUAUAAAUGUAGUCUGCUGUAUAGAGAAGGAAACUGAGGCACAUUACCACAUUGCUGUCGUGGCUAAAUGCCAAAGUAAUUAUACCCUUGAGAGCAUUAAUGUCUAUAUUGAUGUAACAGAGAGAGAAUACUUUCAGAAAAUGAAGGUAGCUGUAUAUAAAGAGCCUGAUUUAGUCAGACAUGAUUUUGAUAAACUAUUUCUGUUGUACACUAAUACUUGUGAUGUAAACUGAAAGUGCAGUAAUAUAGGUCCUAGAAUGGAAAAUUCUUGUAAGGCAUUCAGCAGUGUCUAGGGACACCCCUUUCUGCAUCAAUUUUGUGUGGGGUGUGUGACGCUGUAUGGAUUCUGGGAGACACUUGAGGAUAUUAUGAAUAUUGUAAAACUGCAAUGAGUUGUGCCAGAUAUGCCACGUAAGAUAUCUGCAAAAAUGUUAUAGUUUGCUAAAUACAAACACAUACAUGAGAUUAUUGUAUCACAUUUGUAUUUUGGGUUAUACAUAUGUAUCUAUGUCUGUAUUACAAAACUUGUGCUAUGCUUCUGGGUGACAUCCCCAGACAGUUUGGGCAUCAGCUCUGCCUAGCCUAGGGAUCCAAUCCCUCACACAAUGCACUCCUUUUAGAUGGGCCUAUUAAGGACCAUCAGCUAUACAAUUGACCCAUUGAGAGAAGUCAGAGGAUACACCUUAUGACUCAGCAAGGCAUGCAUAGGUAUGCCUAUGGCCGGAAAAGGCUUCCAGGCCAGUGCUGGGCAGUUUUUGUGUGAAACAAAGGAAGCACAAGCCACAUGGCAAAAGACUAUAAAAGGCAGCUGCAUCUUCUCCAUUUUGUCUUCAGUCCUGCUUCUGACCUCUCGAGGAACUUUGCUAAAAACCAAAGCUCUGAACAAAGGACUGAAUGACCCAUCCAAGCUGUGGAUGUACUCCAGAUACUUGACUUAAGCCAGCGGUUUAUUCCAUAACUGUUACAAACCUGAACCAAGAACU